Physella acuta is the source of this 2577-nucleotide messenger RNA. Its product is annotated as HHIP-like protein 1. Lineage: Eukaryota; Metazoa; Mollusca; Gastropoda; Physidae. The record is from RefSeq and is a predicted model, not a curated record.
UUCACUAAGAAAAAAUUUAUUUCUAACCGUUUUCUUCGAACCAUAGAAGCAGGAAUUAUUUUUCUUCGCGCGAGCAAGUUUGCACAUGCGCAGCAGAGCGAUAAACUUCUGGCGAUUAUUUUUUUUAAACUUUGAACAAACAAAUGCUGUGAGCUUAUGAGAGUUGACGUUCUUGAAUAAUUCACACAUCACUAGUUUUCCUAGGCUGUGUGAGACAGACAUGACUAUAGAAGAUAUAUAAACUUAACCCUACCGUAUAAAGUGGAGCGAUGUCAAGGACGGCCAGUGGACGUGUUCUGGCGCUUGGUGCCUUGAGCCUGCUACUGGUAGACGUUUGGUGCCACCCACAAUGUCUGGAUUUCCGGGCGCCAUUCACACCGUCAGAACCGUUGGGGUUCUGUUCAGAUUAUUCCAGUCUGGGCUGUUGUAGUGUAGAGACUGAUGGAAUUCUUAAAAUACAGUAUGAUUACGUCAUGUCCAAAGCCACGGAGGAGGAAAGGUCACGGUGUGGCCAGAUGGUCAAGGACAUCACGUGCCAGCACUGCUCGCCCUACGCGGCUCACAUCUAUGACGCCGAGGGCACGUCGAGGGCGCGUGGGUUCCCGGGCCUGUGCCGGGGCUACUGUGAGAGCUACUACGAUCAGUGCAGGAACCUGACCACGCUACUGUACCCUAGGCUCAAAGACCGGACAAUUUUGGAUUCCAAAGACAGUUUCUGCCGCAGUGUGGCUCUGAGUGACGCAGACUAUUGCUAUCCCGACCUACUACAAAACCCGAUGCUCUUACGAAACCUGAGCAACAUCCAAGCCGGCAAUGCACCCGCUGGGUGUUUGUGCUUGGAGAAGAUCGGCAAAAAGCUGGCCAAUCCGCUGUGGGCGCGUCACGCGGGAGACAACUCCAAAAGAUUAUUUGUGGCCGAACAGAGGGGGCGAGUAUACAUAUACAACACGCACACAAGAAAACGGAUACGUUCUCCUUUCCUAGACUUCAGCAAGAAAGUCGUCGUAGAUGGACACGAGGGGGAUGAACGCGGCUUCCUGGGCAUGGCCUUCCACCCCUCCUUCUCGGAGAAUGGACGGUUCUUUGUGUACUACGUCAUGAAAACGAGAGAGGACGAGGCGAUUCCAAAAGAGCUGGUGGGGUUGGCGUCGAGCUUCGACACCAAGGUCCGCGUCAGUGAGCUGAGGGUGAUGGGAGACAACCCGAACAGGGCCGAUCAUCAGUUUGAGCGGGUCAUCCUGGAGGUGCCGCAGCCGCAUGAUAAUCAUAAUGGAGGGGAGCUGUUCUUUGGCCUGGAUGGUUACCUGUACAUCUCUGUAGGCGAUGGCGGAGGUUCAGGUGACCCAAUGGGAGCAGGUCAAGACAGGGCUCUGCUUCAUGGGAAAAUGCUGAGAAUUGACGUGGAUUCUGAGAAACCUUAUGGGAUCCCACCAGACAACCCGUUCGUUGGGGUGAGCGGGGUCAGGCCAGAGAUAUACGCCUACGGCCUGAGGAACAUCUGGAGGUGUGGACUGGAUAAGGGCUACAACAGAACAGAUGAACCAAGUGGCCGGGUACUUUGUGGUGAUGUAGGCCAAAACAAAUUUGAAGAAAUCGAUCUUCUGGUCAAGGGAGGCAACUACGGGUGGAAUUCUCGUGAAGGCUACGAGUGUUUUGACGACGAGACUUGCGGUAAAAUAGGUACUGAGGUGUUGCCCGUGCAUGCCUACAACCACACGACAGGCAAGUCUGUGACGGGUGGGGUGUUCUACCGAGGGUGUGAGAACCCUUCAUUGAACGGCCAGUACAUAUAUGGGGACUACGUCAGCAGUCGCCUGUUCUCAUUGGUUGAGUCGGAGGGCCAAUGGACAAAUAAAGAGGUCAACCUCUGCGGGCCUUCCCUGUGCCAGGGUUGGCUGGUUGGUGAGAUGAAGGACUACGUUUUGUCGUUUGGGGAGGAUGAGGACGGUGAAAUCUACUUGCUAACCAGCAAAAGUUCGUCCAGUAGCAAGACUGAUGGUGCCAUCUUUAAAGUCGUAGAUCCCAUUACGCGAGAUGACCCAUCCAAGUGUUCUAAGGACUUGACGAUGCCGACUUACGCCCGCGCACCGAAACGAAGAAAGCACAGAUACGGCAAAGACCGGCUUACGAGAAAAAGAAAAGUUGCCAGGAAGACGUUCAUGAGCCAAAUGGGUAACAGCACAUCUACGAUGACGCGACCAAAAAGCCAAAGGCCUUCGUCUUUCUCGCGAUACUGGCGCCUCAAACAACGUACUAAGCGCAGAAGGCAAAUGAAAAGAUUAUGUCGCAAGAAUUUUGAAGCUGCGAAUGACGAAAAGCUAAGCCCGGGUGAGGAGGACAGGAGAGAAAUCUGCCAAUCUUACUUCGCGAAAAAAAAGCGGCGAACUAGUAGAAGAAGAGGCCGAAAAUACGUGAAAGAUGCGACUGCGCUGGAGCAAACUAUUAAUUAGAACUAAUGAAUAGUUUUUAGUUGUUGUUUUUUUUUCUUUGUGUUGUUGUUACCAAACAGUAUACAUUAUUUUCUCUUUGCAAAGUUUUAGGUGUUGAUUUUUGCUCAAUAAAAGUGUAAUGCAGUCA